CUAUAAUACUCUUAAAAAAAAAACGGUUUUAGACAACUAUACUUAGUUUGAUAUUGUUUCAGAAUAUGGACCACCACCUGCUCAAGGCUUUGUUCCACCACCUGCUCAAGGCUUUGCACAACCACCCCCACCUGGUGCUUGGGGUCCACCUCCACAAGGUUAUCCUGUUCCUCAACAUGGAUAUAUACCACCACAUGGUCAAUAUGGACAGUCUACAGUGGUAGUUACGCAACCAACUAUGACUGUGAUUCAACAGUUCAGAGAAUCACCAGUACAUACAAAAUGUCCACAUUGUCAAGCUGAGAUAGUGACAGCUACUCAAUAUGAGACUGGAACAUUAACUUGGAUAAUUUGUGUUGUCCUUUGCCUUGUUGGAUGUGAUUUUGGAUGUUGUCUGAUUCCAUUUUGUGUUGACGGCUGUAAAGAUGUGAUCCACAGUUGUCCUAACUGUCGUCAAACCAUUUCAAGAUACAGUAGAAUGUAGAAGAUGUCACCAAUAUUUUACAAAAAACUUUCUUAUUUGCUUUUUUAGGAGCUAUUUGAUUCUUAAAGGGAUUGUAAAGAGGUUUUCUUAACUUUUUAGGUGCUUUUAGAACAAAGGUACCAUUGACUUGAAUCAUUUUAAUUUUCAGUUAGACAUCUGUGGGUCUUGCAAUUCCACUAAAACUUAGCAAAGACUUUGCAAAGGCUCUUACAUGUCAUAAGCAGCAUUUGUGAUAGUCACUUUAUAAAACCCCAAGAUUUAGUGGAAUUGAAAGAACCACAUGUCUGACUGAAAACUGAAUUGGUCUAAAAUGAUGCU
Messenger RNA from Lottia gigantea (owl limpet), 802 nucleotides. RefSeq lists its product as hypothetical. Gene Ontology annotation, molecular function: zinc ion binding. The transcript is spliced from 2 exons. The record is from RefSeq and is a predicted model, not a curated record. Bases 239 to 484 code for a protein of 81 amino acids. Lineage: Eukaryota; Metazoa; Mollusca; Gastropoda; Lottiidae.